Ipomoea nil (Japanese morning glory) is the source of this 1151-nucleotide messenger RNA. Its product is annotated as WAT1-related protein At3g28050-like. NCBI's taxonomy places the organism in Eukaryota, Viridiplantae, Streptophyta, Magnoliopsida, Solanales, Convolvulaceae. Gene Ontology annotation, cellular component: plasma membrane. The record is from RefSeq and is a predicted model, not a curated record. The coding region runs from base 40 to 1077 and encodes 345 amino acids. Gene Ontology annotation, molecular function: transmembrane transporter activity. The transcript is spliced from 7 exons.
AUUACAUAGAUAGAUAUAUAUAUAGAGAGAGAGAGAGAUAUGAUGGGCAGGUGCGUGGAGAGAGCUUUGCCCGUUGUGGUAAUGGUGUUGGUCGUAUUAACACAAGUGAUCAAUUUGAUAGUAAGCAAAAUGGCAAUGUCAAGGGGCCUCAACUUCUUUAUCCUUGUUCUCUAUGCCGAUCUUCUAUCCACCCUCAUCUCUCUCCCUUUUGCUUUCAUCUUCUCCAGGUCAAACAACUGUCCGGUGACCUUUGCUGUCCUCUGCAAAAUCUUCCUGCUCGCUUUAGUUGGGUGCGUUGUGCAGAUUUGUGAAUAUGCGGGUACAAACUACGGCUCCCCAACACUAGCUACAGCGAUGAUGAACCUCAUUCCAGGCUUUACAUUCGUGCUUGCUCUUAUACUAAGAAUGGAAACUGUGAAUUGGAGAAGUUUAAGCAGCCAUGCCAAGACCAUUGGAACAUUGGUUUCCAUUGCAGGGGCUUUUGUGUUAACUUUCUACAAUGGGCCACCAAUUCUCAAUAAACCAACCCUCCUCUUCUUAUCCUCAAAGCAAGAUUGGAUUCUUGGAGCAUUCUUGCUAGUCAUCACAGCCUUAUCCAAUGCAAUCUGGUACAUUUCUCAGGCUGCCAUUCUGAAGGUAUAUCCAGCAAAGAUGAUGAUACUAUGCUUUAUCUUCUUGUUUUCGACUAUCCAAUCUGCACUAGUCUCAUUGGUAACAGUGAGAGAUUGGACUGCCUGGAAGAUAAACCCUGACAUUACAUUAUUCGCCGUUUUCUAUACCGGGUGCAGUACUGCAUUUCGUGUGUAUUUGAUAUCAUGGUGCAUUGAGAAGGAAGGGCCUCUCUUUGUGUCUAUGUUCAAGCCUUUGGCCAUUGUUGUUGCUGCUGUGGUUGGAGUUAUUUGGUUUAGUGAUACUCUCUAUCUUGGAAGUAUUAUUGGAGGAGUGAUAAUUGUGGUUGGAUUCUACGCUGUCAUGUGGGGAAAAUCUAAAGAAAAUAUUACUAAAGUGGAAACGUUGGGAAACUCUGCAUCUUCAUGCCACAAUGCCCCAUUGUUGCAAGUUCAUACACAAAACUAAUUAACAAUAGUUAUAUCAUGGGUGAAGUGUAUAUAUGUUGCUACAUAUAUUUAAUACAUUUCUAUUUUUUUUUU